This is a messenger RNA of Sitophilus oryzae (rice weevil), 850 nucleotides long. Its product is annotated as actin-binding Rho-activating protein-like. Gene Ontology annotation, molecular function: actin binding. The transcript is spliced from 5 exons. Gene Ontology annotation, biological process: positive regulation of Rho protein signal transduction. The coding region runs from base 178 to 753 and encodes 191 amino acids. Lineage: Eukaryota; Metazoa; Arthropoda; Insecta; Coleoptera; Curculionidae. The record is from RefSeq and is a predicted model, not a curated record.
GCCGUUCACAAAUUCUUACAAUAUCUCCAACUUGCGCCAAAGAAAGUUCAGCAAGUCGAAAAAGUUUCGAAAUUUGAUAAAUUCCAAGUGACAUUUUGCAAUUUUAGAAAGUUUUCGGUGUGCCUGUAUAAUUUUUGUGAUAUUUUUUUAAAAAGUUUUGGAUAGUAACCAUCAAACAUGUCUACUUGCGUGGAGGCCGGAUUAAAAUCAAAAGUAGCUUUAUUCAACAAUCUUUCUGACAAUCACACCAAAAAGCAAGCGGUGAACCCCUUCUCGAACGGCAACACUGUAGCUAGCUUAGGGAAACCAAAAAUAUCAAAGGAAGACUAUGGAAAGCCUCCAAAAGGUUCUCUAUCUGAGCAAAGAGGGUUCAAGGCAACCAUCAGUGUCUGCAGGGAGAUGCUCCAGUUGUGUGAAGUGAUCAACCAAUUCGGGGAACCCUUGUUCGCUGCUCACGAGAAGAAAAAUGACCCUAGGAAAGUUAUCAGUUUUGGAAACCUUUUCUCGAUUUAUACGGCAAUCUCAGAUAAAGUGGUUGGUAUGCUUAUAAGAGCCAGGAAAUAUCAGUUGGUUGAAUUUGAAGGAGAAUGCCUCUUCCAAAGGCGCGACGACCAUGUACCAAUCAUCUUACUCAAAUCCUAUCCAGAAAUCUACAAAAUCCUGAACGAAAAAAUAUCAGCUGCCAAUGCCCAACUUAAAGAAAGCAUAGCCGUCUACGGCGACCUUGAAACAAGCACUGGAAACUAUAUUUAAUUCUAGCUUUAAUUUAUUUAUUUAAAUUAAUUUAUUUGAGGACCACUUAUUCUGUAAAUGCCUGUAAGAAAACAUCCACAAGUGCGAAUGAAAAAAA